CUGGAAGAGGAAGUUGAGUUGAAUGAAGAAGCCGAGCUGGAAGAGGAAGUUGAGUUGAAUGAAGAAGCCGAGCUGGAAGAGGAAGUUGAGUUGAAUGAAGAAGCCAAGCUGGAAGAGGAAGUAGAGUUGAAAGAAGAAACAGAGCUGGAAGAAGAAGUGGAGUCGGAAGAGGAGGUAGAGCUAACAGAGGAAGGUUAUAAAAAAAAGCAAGUAGAUUUGGUUCUAAAGCAUGACGCAUUAGAUAAUGGGGUCAAAAAAAAUAAUCCGCAACAAUCCGUCUUCAUGCUAAAAUCUAUUGCGAAUCCGAAAAGCGUAGAGACCAUGAAAGACUACAUAAAUGAACCAGUUCAACAUAAAAUGGAAGAGGCUUCCGGUGCUAACAUGGAAGAAUGUGUUCCUAAGGGUAUCCACGUAAAUUCCACAGACUCUCAAGAGGUUUCAUCACAGUCUUAUGUUGACGCCACAUAUUCUCGAGAGGUUUUACCAGAACCCAACACGAGCACCACAACUUCUCAUGAGGGUUCGUCGAACGUGACAAAUUUCUUAAAAUCGGCUCCCGACUCAAACGUCGAUUUCGAAGCACAAGAAACAUCGCAAACACUCACAUCAGCUAAAUCUUUGGACUCACCACUGUUGGAACACGAAUCUUCGUUAAUAAAUAAUCAGGAUUCUACCAUUGACGAAGAAUCAGAUACAGACGAUCCAACAUUAGAUAGGAUGGUUAACCUGUUGAAUUCGAUGAUCACCGAGGCUAAAGAGUCCGUGGAAACGCCUGUCAGAGGACGUGAGAAAAAUCUAUAUAAGCAAUUUGACCAGAAUAAAGUAGCUGAUAUCGAUUUUUCACAAAUUAAUGCCGCCCUUGAUGAAUAUGAAGAAAGUUAUUACGAUGAUGAUGAAGAAAAAUUUAAUAAGAGUUUAACGGAGUUUACCACUUUCGUUGACGAAAUGACAAUGACGGAUGACACAGUUAACGAGACAAUGCACAAUGAUCACUGGGAUCCGGACGAGGGACCUUUGCGGUGUCAGAAUGAACAAAUCGAGGACCUUGAUUAUUUUUCACAACAAUGUCGUUUCCUAACUCGUGCCCUGAUUAUUCCAUUUUUAAAGUUCACACACACCUUUAUGUCUGCAUCUUUCCGAAAAGAAGAAAUUGGCACAAUCCGAUCUCUUGUGUACAUCAUUUAUUGGACUUUUUUGUUUACACUUGGUGUAUUGGUAUUAGAUUCAUGGUUAUGUGAAAUUGCCGGAAGACAAGUAAUUCGUCUGCUAAUAAGAUUGGGGCAACUAUCAUUCCAAAACCGACAUUCGUACGACGUUAUUUCCAAAGCCGCAAUUUACCCUACACCAGGUCUUCCAGCAGAAUAUAGGAAAAACAUGGCUGGGUUCAAUGAAUUUGGAUCAUCUAAUUCGUUUUAUGAUCAAAUUGACUCCGAGGUCUCUAUUUUUGACAGUCAUCAUUACCAACUUCGAAUAAUGACAUCGAAUAGUGGAAAUCAUCAAAUCGAUGCUUUAAUCAAAGAAACCCAUGAGAAUUCCAACUCCUUACAAAAUAUUCUCGAAUGGAUGCCAUUCCAGUUCUUCAGAAACAUUGAGUUCUUGGCGCAAGGAGGAUUCGCGAGAAUCGCUUUGGCCUCAUAUGAUGACCAUUAUGAGAAAUCUGCGAAAAAGAGAGUUUUACCCGAAAAGAUCGUAUUGAAAUUUGUGAGAAAUUCUUGCGAGGUCGAUAAGCGAUUAAUCGAUGAAGUAAGAAUGCAUCAUAAAUGCAUGUUGUAUUCUCCCAACAUCAUACCUUUCUAUGGUUUAACUCAAGAUCCUAAUUCCUUGGAUUAUGCAAUGGUAAUUAAACAUGCAACACACGGUGACCUACGGGACUUUCUCCAUGAUCGGUUUAUCACUCAAACUUGGAAAGAAAAAAUUAAGAUUCUACUUGAUCUUGCACAUACAUUACGAUCAAUUCAUCAACUCAACUUGAUUCACAGAGACUUUCAUUGUAAAAAUAUCCUUGUAGACGAUGAAACUUGUUCGGUAUUUGUUAGCGACUUUGGAUUGUGUACCGAUGUUAAGAGUUCAGCUGGUGAUGAGUCAUUUUUGUUCAUUUCUUCACAAUCAAUGCCAAUUAUUCUGAAUGUGAGCAUCAUUGAGAUGGUGAUGAAGAUUUGCGAGAACUGGGAUGCAACAAGGAUGGGGGGCAUGAGUUGGUUUUUGAUGCAAGAAUCGAAAAGUGUGGUCGCCGAAGAAAUGUCCGAGACUUUCCCAGACGAUAGAACAAAAAAGCAAGAAUCACAACCAGUGACGGGGCCCGAUCUUAAACCUUCGUAUAAACAAGCUGAUGAUGCUAAUUCAUCAAUAGAUUUGAUAGAUAAUGAAGUCGCAAACUAUCCAUCAAUGCCACCAUCCCCUCAAUCACUACCCGACUCACCAUCCCCUGGUUCAGUAAGUAAACCACUGCAGAAGCCACAUCAGUUAAAACCUCUGCUAAGACGGCAAAGGCAAUCAUCAUCACAUAAUGAUGCAAUUAGUCCACUUGUUGAAGUAAAGAAAUUAGAAGAAGCACCAACUUCACCACAACGACCAAGCGGACCAAAACGCAAAGGUAGAAGAAAUGUAGAGAUCAAGCAUAAGGCUUUAUUUAUACUGUUAUUGAUUAUGCUUCUAAAAUACUAUGUUCUGGAUAAUCGAAACUUUAUAGAUGCAAGAUACAAAACUCAAGUUUACCAAUUUACCAUUAAUGAUAUUUUGAACAACUUGGAUAUUCAAUAG
Acaulospora morrowiae is the source of this 2760-nucleotide messenger RNA. The record is from the annotation of a GenBank genome assembly. Lineage: Eukaryota; Fungi; Glomeromycota; Glomeromycetes; Diversisporales; Acaulosporaceae.